Molecule: messenger RNA, 489 nt
Organism: Purpureocillium takamizusanense
Lineage: Eukaryota; Fungi; Ascomycota; Sordariomycetes; Hypocreales; Ophiocordycipitaceae
Product: Diphosphoinositol-polyphosphate diphosphatase
Exons: 2
Coding region: 1-489 (162 amino acids)
Biological process (GO): diadenosine pentaphosphate catabolic process; adenosine 5'-(hexahydrogen pentaphosphate) catabolic process; diphosphoinositol polyphosphate metabolic process
Cellular component (GO): nucleus; cytoplasm
Molecular function (GO): diphosphoinositol-polyphosphate diphosphatase activity; bis(5'-adenosyl)-hexaphosphatase activity; bis(5'-adenosyl)-pentaphosphatase activity
Source: RefSeq, a predicted model, not a curated record
AUGUCGGGCCCAGGCUCGGGGGCCUCUGGUGGACGUUCAAUGCAGUCUCGCGUUGGCAGGAAUAAGCAACGGUACAACUCCAAAGGCGAGCGACUUGUUGCGGGCGUCGUUCCGUUGAGCCCCGAUCAGAACUACGUCUUAUUAAUACAGUCGACCCGACGCAAGGGUUGGGUCUUGCCCAAGGGUGGAUGGGAGACGGACGAGUCGUGUCAGGAGGCCGCCACCCGCGAGGCAUGGGAGGAGGCAGGCAUCACCAUCAACAUUGAUUAUGAUCUGGGAACUAUUGACGAGAAGCGGCCGCCCAAGUCAACCAAAGACCGCGCGCGCUACUCCUUCUACCAGGCGACCGUCCUGAGUGAGGUUGACGACUGGCCAGAGAAGCACAAGCGCGAGCGCCAGUGGUUUACCUACGCACAGGCCUGGCAGGAGCUUGCAUCGCGGCCAGAGUUGCAGGAGGCUCUGCAACGGUCAACGAUCAACCAAGCAUAG